AUGGCCAUGGGUGUUCUGAAGUCCAUCACCCUCAAUGUGGACCAGCUGGACAUGUCUGACCCGUCGACUGUCCAGUCUGUGGGAGGAUCUCUGGUGGAGUCCGUUGGUUCUCUGCUUGAGGACCCAGAGAGAGAUGAAGAAGAGGCUGAUGUGAAGCUCACUUCUGAUCUUGAGGAGGACCAGAGUCUCUCUCCAAAGGAGCGCCUUCAAAAGGUGGAAGAAAAGAAGCAGGAGAACCAAGCUAAGAGAGGAAGAUUUGUCCAGGAAGGCCGCCAGGUCCUGGAGGGUCUGUACAACGCCAUCAUCAGCGCCACGAGGCCAGGAGCCCCGGCGGUCACCAUCAAGAGAGGCGGCAUCACGCUGCGUGCCCAGAGGAUCUGGGGCGACCAGUUUGGAGGCCAGGUCGUGCAGACGGAGGAUGGGAGCUUCCAACUUCCAUCUAAAACAGCGCUUUUCGCGGACUAUACGCCGCACAACGUCGCUAUGAAGUUGACACAGUUUCAACAGAACCCUUUUACCUGGGGGCGUGGGGAGUACCAACCACAUUCGUCUGUCAUGGAACUGUCACUCCAACAGAACAACUUCCCCGUGGCCUUCAACAACCUAACUGAACACUUCAACAUCACCAUUCCGGCCAAAUCCGGAAACAAACCAGCGACAACAACUGUCACCAUCCCUGCCCAAGGAAACGGAAGUUCCAGCUACCAUUUGCUGAACCUCACCAACGCCGCAGAAGGCUUCCUGGUCACAAUCACCCCGCUGAACACCAGCGUGGUUUACCGUGUGUCGGGCAGGUACGGCGGCCGCCCUGGUGACCAAAACUACAACAUGUCCACAGAGACGUACAUCCUACCCGAGGAGUGUGCCUUGAUGAAAACUCUGAGUGGCGAGGAAGACACAGAGAAGACAGAGGCAAGAAUGUUCGUCUCGGGAGAGGAUGGUCCUGUGGAUUACAACAUCAAGGUCCAAAUAGUUGGACCAGUGACGGAGUGUGGCAGUGAGAAAAGAACCGACGUGAAGAAGCCACACGCCGCUGACUUCUACGCCUACAAGAUGGAGUGGGCCCGUUUGGGCUGUGUCUUCUGGAGCGAGACACAGGAAGCCUGGAGAACGGACGGCUGCUCGAUAAGCAAUCAGUCCACCAUUAACAGCACUAUCUGUCACUGCAACCAUCUGACAGCCUUCGGGACUGACUUCGCCACACCGCCGAACACCAUCGUGUUCAAGGCGUUGAACUUCAGGGAUCUUGCAGACAACGGCUCCGUUGUGGCGACCAUCAUUGCGGGGCUCUGUCUCUUCUCGUUCGCAUCAGUCGCGAUCAAGAUUGCUGAGCGUAGAGGAAAAGGGAAGUUAAGUGGAGCUGUAAGGUUGGACAACCUUCAGGACAACUUCCUGUACCGCCUACUCAUCUGGACAGGUGGAGCUAGGCAUGCUGGGACAGAGUCUACCGUUGCCUUCAAGCUGUUCGGAGAUGCAGCAAACUCUGAUGUGAGACUGGUCCACAUCACAGAGAAGGUUUUCACCCGAACCAGCCAGGUGACCCUGACCUUCAGCACAGCAGAACAGCUGGGUAAGGUGGAGCUGCUGCAGCUCAUGCACGACAACAGUGGGGAGGGGAGCCGCGCAUCGUGGCAAGUGGACCGAGCAGCUGUUCAGGAUCUCACCACGGGCAAACUGUUCUAUUUCUUCUGCGACGAGUGGCUGGCAGCCGACCGCGGGGACGGGCAGGUCGUGAAGACCUUUCCUGUCGCCUCUGAGGAGGACCUGCGAUCCUUCGGGUUCCUGUUCCCGGCAAGUCUGCGCCAUAACCUGGCAGAGGAACACCUAGUUCUGUCUGUUGCCUUCAGGCCUGAAGGUAGCACAUUCACCCGCAUCGAGAGGCUUGGCUGCUGCCUGAGUUUCUUCGCUGCGUCCAUGGUGUCCAGCGCCAUGUGGCUGAGGGAUGAAGUAGAAACCGAGAUCGUGCAGGGCCUCAUCGUGGGGCCGUUCUCCUUCACCUUGAACGAAGUCUACACGGGGUUCAUGGCCAGCAUCACCUGCCUUCCCGUGGUAACAGCCAUAGUGCUGCUGUUCCAGUACAGCCGGCCGAGUAGCAAGGACGACCGCCGGGUCAGAGACGUGGAGAUGGGCGGCCCACCCACCCAGAGGGGUCCAGCCAAGCGCCUGCCACACGGGUGCAGGUACGUGGCCUGGGUGCUGGCGAUGCUGUCCUUCCUGGGGUCGGCUGUCUUCACCACGCUGUUCAGCAUGCAGUGGGGCAGGGACAAGACCAACAAGUGGCUGUCUGCGUUCUUCAUCACCUUUCUGGCAGACGUCUUCCUUAUGCAACCAGGGAAGAUAUUUCUUCUUGCCAUCUUCACUUCAUCCCUUCGCAAGACACGAGCCGUCAAGAAGAUUUUUGAAGAGAAAUGGAGCCACGUUUGGAUCGAAGCCAAUGCUGUGUCAGGCUGCAACUGGAAGGCAUUUCGCACAAGGAGGAAGAUGGAGCAACUUUCGAUGACGUCCCUUAUCAACAUCAAACAAGCAAGGAAGAAGCAGCGCAGGGACAGGAGGAAUGGCGAAAUCCUUCGGGACAUCAUGGUGUCUUGCUUUUACGUGCUGCUUGUCCUCAGCAUCACCAACGAACACCAUAACACCACCCAUGCCUUCUAUCAGACACAGAGCGCAACCAACACCUUUGUGCAGUCCUUGGACGAGGUAAAUGAUGCUGAUACCUUCUGGUCCUGGCUGAACGGGACCGCUCUGGAGAACUUCUACCCAGAGACUUCCUACAAUGACAACAAGCUUCGCUGGCAGGAGAAGGGCUUCACAGCAGACAUGCAGUCGGUCCUGGUCGCCCCGCCUAGCAUGAUCCAAGCCCGAGUAAAGCCAGGGCUGUGCACUUUGCCAGCAGCAAUGCAGCAGUCGUUUGACGAAUGUUCAUCAGGGUACGAUGAACACACCAAGGAGACCGGAGCGUUCCGAAAGGGUUGGGAAAGGGUCAUGAAUACAUCAGCGAUGGAGUCAGAAGCCCCUGGAUGGACCUACCUCCACGGUGGAUACACCAGUCUCCCCAUCUACGGUGUGACAACGCAGUACUGGGGAGACGGCUUCGGGCUGAACCUGGGAAAAUCUGCAGACGAGAUGCGCAGCAUCCUGGCAGAGCUGAAGGCCAACCGUUGGAUCGACAAGCGGACGAGGGCCAUCUUCUUGGAAGCGUUGCUCUACAACGGGAACCUGGAUCUGUUCACAUCGGUGACGAUGGUGUUUGAAUUCUCCGAGACGGCCGGAGUUUUCUCCCAUCAUCGCGUGCAGGCCUUCCGACUUCACCAACGGCCGGGGACGAUCGGGUACAUCUACGUCCUGCUGGAAAUCACUUACGUCAUCGUUCUCCUCUACACACUGUGGAAAGAGAUGAAAACUGCACGCGCAGCCGGCUUGGCCUACCUGAGGCAGCUAUGGAAGGUUCUGGAAAUCUUCAAUUUCUUCUUGGCAUUCACUGUCAUCGCCUUGUACGGCUUCAAGAGAAGCUACAGCUCCAUGGCUCUGGCAGCGAUCAAUGCUGGGAAAGAUGAAGUCCACCAUUUCCGAUCUGCGGUGAACGUGAGCCUGGUUUACGGCUGGUUCCUGGCCUUCCUGACGUUUGUCAACAUGAUGAAGCUCCUCCAGCUGCUGAGGUUCAACCCAUUCCUCGCCAAGCUGAUGUCCAUGAUCCGAGGGAUGUCGGUGCAGUUCGCUUCCUUCACCGUCUACCUCUUCCUCGCCAUGUCAGCAUUCGGCGUCUACGGUUAUCUCAAGUUCGGCCUUAUUGUGAAGGAGUACAGCACCAUCAGCAAGUCCUUCUCCACCCUGUUCCAAAUGACUCUUGGAAACUUCUACUACUACGAGCUGCGGGAGGCAUCCCCCAUCUCCGGCCCCAUCUUCUUCAUCACUUUCACUUGCAUAAUCUUCCUGGUGCUGAUGAACAUCGCCAUGGCGAUCAUCGACAGCGCCCUUCCCGAUGUGCGGAACCACAUCAUGUCUGAGGAUGACCAGUACUUCAUCCAGGGGUUGUGGGAACGCUUCACGGCCUUCUUCGGGUUCUGGAAGGUGCCAGUCACAGAAAACAACUCCUUUGACACUCUUCAUGACAGCCUGGUCGAGGUGGAGAUUAAAGUGGAGAAACUGUGGCUGCAGAGGCAGUUUCUCUUCAACCUCAAGAUGAAGGACGCAGACCUCCCCGCAGAGCCUGAGUUUGUUCCGACUGUCAAAGAUGUUCCCGAUGCUACAGCAGUGGAACUUCAUGUCCCCAAAGGAGGCUGCCGCAUCAUCGCGGUCCGUCCUGCCUCCCCAAACAGCCGCGCAGGCGACAGCAGUCAAGCGAUCUGCUCCGACAGCAAGGCGCCAGUGGUGGUGGUGGCAUCCGGGUCUCUGCCAAAAGAGGACACCCAGGAAAGCCACCAAACCAAGCAAGCCAUGAAAAUAAUGUCCAUCCUAUCCAAGGGGGAUGAAAGUGGCAAGAAGUUGACCAAGAGAGUCCAAAUUGAUCUGAACCUGAAUCGUGUUUUUCGCUAUAGGUAUUAUUACUAUAGGGAGAGUGGAGUGGGGAGGCCAAUUGUCAACUUGAGCGCUGGUGACAAGGCGGUUCUGACAAACAACGAGAUGCUGACAGACGACCUCAUCCAGGCUGCCCAGAGGCUGCUCCACCACCAGUACCCGGCACUCCAAGGCCUGGAAGACCCUACAGUUGGUCUCUGCGAGGACGGGUUUGCCAGGAUGACAGGAAAGGGGCUACAAAUCCACCACAACAGAAGAGAGCACUGGGUUCUGUCGUCUUACACAGACGGACAGGUGCGCCUGUAUGACAGCAUUGGCGGCGACAUGACCACAUAUCUGCAGGUCCAGCUUUACCAGACCUACGCCGCGUUUGCCGACCAAGAGAGGAACGUCCUGACCAUCAUCCUACCAGAGGUACAGCGUCAGACGAACGUCGUUGAUUGUGGGCUGUUUGCCAUCGCCUGGGCAGUGGACAUCGCACAGGGGCGAGACGUGAGCAGCAUUGCGUAUGACAACAGGGUGAUGAGGAGCCAUUUGAAGAAGUGCUUGGAACAAGGGAGGCUCACACAGUUUCCUCAUCUGACCAGCCAGAGGAAGAAAGUCGGUUUCACCAGGGUCAGCAGAAUCUCGCUGGUUUGCUGCUGCAAGCAGGAGGAGGGUCUGGGAAGGAUUGAGGCAUGCGGGCGAUGCCAGAGGAUCUUUCACGUCAGCUGCCUGCCAGUCAACCCUCCCAGUGAUGGCACAUGGGAAUGUGGAGACUGCACCGUGUAAAGUACAAAAUGCACCAUAAAAACUACCUAACAAAUGGAGCCAAGAGUAAACUGUAUUUUGUUUCCUUGCAGAAGGAAAAAAAACAAUGAUGGAAACAUGUCGUGGUUGUCUUUGGAAUUGUGACAAAAAUGUGUAAUAUGUGACACUGUUUAAAACAUUUGUAAAUAGCAAGAAUUUUCAGGACUUUGAAAGCAUUUUUAAAAAAUGACGGAAAUAAUACUGUCAUGGCCCGGACAAAGGAACAUUGACAAUUGAUGCAGGAUCACAGACAAUGGACAAUGGAUACAUCACUAAAUGUGAUCACACCACAAUUAUUGAUAUUUAUGUUUUCCUUCUGCGAAUUGUUAUGCCUUAUGGCUUCAUCACACCACAAAGUUUACUCAUAAGACUUGCCUUGUAGUAAAUAAUAUCCUGGCUUUGAAGUACAUUGUCAGGAACUUUGUUGUCAGUACAUUGCACAGAUACUGGAAUGCUUUGAUAAUGUUAUCUUACAGUAUCAUGUUAUGGGUGUGUUACUACUUGUUACAAUUAAUGUGUAAUAUGUGACACUGUUUAAAACAUUUGUAAAUAGCAAGAAUUUUCAGGACUUUGAAAGCAUUUAAAAUUACGGAAAGAAUACUGUCAUGGCUUGGCUAAAGGAACAUUGGCAAUGGAUGCAGGGUCACAGACAAUGGAUACAUCACUAAAUAUUCACUGUUGUAACUUAGCCAUGACUUAAUAACAAAGAACAUGUCACUUGUGUCACUUUCAUCAUCAUCAUCUUCGCCACAUUUAGUGCUUAGCACUGAGGCGAGCCGUCAUUUUUAAUAGUGUUUUAUUAGGGUUUGAUUACUACAAAAACAACUGCUUGUAAAAUAUUGCUUGUGCUUUAUUUCUGUACCACCUUGUCCAGCGAUUGUAUCUGAUGUACAUUAGAAAAGCUGAUGGAAACAGGAGAUGUGUGCUUAUGUCCACAGGGAAAAGAAGGUCCCUGUGAGGAAGCUUUUUGUAAAUAGAGCUGUAGCAUGUCUUUGAUUGAUAAUGAAAAAAAAUGUAGCAAACAGGAAACUAUCACUAAGAUUUUACAUGUAGCAUGUCUUUGAAAAUGAGAAAAAAAAUGUAGCAAGCAUGUAGGAAACUAUCCCUAAGAUUUUACAUGUAGCUUGUCUUUGAUUGAAAAUGAAAAAAAAAAAUGUAGCAAACAAUUAGGAAACUAUCACUGAGAUUUUGCAAUGUGGAAUGGACUUUACAAGCAAAUAACACCCACCAAAACAGCAACAAAUUUCCAGCUUGUUGCCUUUAGCAAGGACAUUACAGUAUAAUGUCCUUGCUUUUAGUAUUAUGCCAAUAUGUGAAAAAGUCCAAGAUUAUGCCUUUGUAUGAGGAUGAAUAAUUGGCCAUUCCACAUUUUGCUAACAGGACUUUGUUGUAACAUUUUAAAAGUAGGUUUAGAAUUACUUUACCAGGGCUGGAAAUAGAAACUCCAAAUUCGAAUACAUAAUUAUUUCAAACUGUAUGUAAGGCCACACCAAUUUGAUUUUUUCAGAAAAAAUAUGAAGCGACAGGGCGAAAAAAGAA
Branchiostoma belcheri (Belcher's lancelet) is the source of this 6843-nucleotide messenger RNA. RefSeq names its product polycystic kidney disease protein 1-like 2. Gene Ontology annotation, biological process: detection of mechanical stimulus. Gene Ontology annotation, cellular component: membrane. The record is from RefSeq and is a predicted model, not a curated record. Gene Ontology annotation, molecular function: protein binding; calcium channel activity; calcium ion binding. Lineage: Eukaryota; Metazoa; Chordata; Leptocardii; Amphioxiformes; Branchiostomatidae.